AUGAUGGUUUCUUAUGCUUGUGCUGGCGGAUGGAAGCCGUGUCCACUGCGCGCUAUGCGGUGUGCUCCCGAGUCAUGAUCUCUACAGGGUGCGGCUGCAUCCAAAUCCGACACGAGCGUCGUUUUCCCUUUCCUAUGUGGCCUGCUGCUCUUUCUCGAUUGAUGAAAACAUGCCAGCAAUUAAUGAACGUCGUUCUUUUUUAAAUCGGAUACAUUCGUUUUUUACGGCAUCAGCCUCACAAAAUUAGCUGGAUAGGCAUGGUCUUUGAGAGCAUUAUAUAUAAAGGCUGGACUGAAUCAAAUGAUUCUCAGAGCGCGUAGUUCAGUGCUAGCUAUAAGAGCUGUCAUCAAUCCUGACCGUCAAUCAAAAGCAGGCAACUUUUAGAACAAAGUCAUGGAGCUGCGUGUUGGAAAUAAAUACCGCCUUGGGCGUAAGAUCGGAAGUGGCUCUUUUGGGGAUAUCUAUCUUGGUGCAAAUAUAACAUCGGGAGAGGAGGUUGCAAUCAAACUAGAGAGUGUGAAGACUAAGCAUCCCCAGCUUCAUAUAGAGAGCAAAUUCUACAAGAUGAUGCAGGGAGGAGUGGGAAUUCCAUCAAUCAAGUGGUGUGGUGCUGAGGGUGAUUACAAUGUGAUGGUGAUGGAGCUCUUGGGUCCAAGUCUGGAAGACCUGUUCAACUUCUGCUCCAGGAAAUUCAGCCUUAAGACUGUGUUGCUACUUGCAGACCAGAUGAUCAGCCGCAUCGAGUACAUCCACUCUAAGAACUUCAUUCACAGAGACAUCAAACCCGACAACUUCUUGAUGGGGCUCGGCAAGAAGGGCAACCUUGUCUACAUCAUAGACUUUGGCUUGGCCAAAAAGUACCGCGAUGCUCGUACACAUCAGCACAUUCCCUACCGGGAGAAUAAAAAUCUGACUGGCACUGCCCGCUAUGCCUCCAUUAACACACAUCUGGGCAUUGAGCAGUCUCGGCGGGAUGACCUGGAGUCUCUUGGCUAUGUGCUCAUGUACUUCAACUUGGGUUCACUGCCUUGGCAGGGUCUUAAAGCUGCAACGAAACGACAGAAGUAUGAACGGAUUAGUGAGAAAAAGAUGUCAACUCCUAUUGAAGUGCUUUGCAAGGGCUAUCCAUCUGAAUUUGCCACAUACAUGAACUUCUGCCGUUCGCUGCGAUUUGAUGACAAACCUGAUUACUCCUAUCUGAGACAGCUGUUCAGAAAUCUGUUCCACAGACAGGGUUUCUCUUACGACUAUGUGUUUGACUGGAACAUGUUAAAAUUUGGAUCCAGUAGGACAGCAGAAGAGAAAGAGAAGGAGCAAAGAGGGGGAGAGGGCGAGGAGAGGGAUGAGAGGCCUGGUGGGGUACCUCAGAGCUCUGCUGCACGUGCACUGCCCUCUGGCCCGAACCUUCCAGCUCCUAACAGAGUCCGCAACGGUCCAGACCCAGCUGGCUCUGCACCUGCCCCACGGGUUCCACAGUCUGGGAAUGCAUCUCCCAGAGCAGGGCGAGGAGCUGAGCGAGAGAGGAGAGUGUGUCUGCGUCUCCAUCGGGGGGCUCCUGCCAAUGCGUCCCCUGAUCUCCCACUGCGCCAUGAUCAGAUCCGCAUCACCCCCCCACAGGUCAGUGUUCCAUUUGAGCACAUGGGAAAAUGAGCUUGACAACUUCUGUUAUUUAUUCUUUUCUUCAGGAGGAUUUCAACAAACAACUCCCCUAAGGCAUUUGUAUUCAUCUUUCUAUAAAACGUCAGUUGUGCAGAGAAACAGAAGUUGGGGAGAAUGUCAGUAAACACCCUGCUGCAUUGGACAAAGGGGUCACAACACGACUCCUCUGAAGUGCUGAAGUUUCCUGGGUAUUUCGACGACGAGGCACAAUUGACGAAGAGGUGUGAUUCAACUACGGACAUUUGGAUCACACAUUUCAGACAUAAUUAAAGGAAAUAAGGACUUUUGCCCUUAACUUGACAGUUGUUCCUGUUGAUUCGACGUACAGAUAUUUGAGAAACACGGAAUAACUUCUUAGAUUGUAAUGUUAAAAAUUGAUUGUUUAUUAAGUGUGAGUCCAAAUAAAUGUAUCGCUUGCACACUCACUUUAAAUGAAAACAAAGGUGUUAUAUGUUGUCAUACAUGCUGAUGUAGUUGGUAUAGUGAAAAACAUCUUUUUAUGUUUGAACAUAUCAGCAUUGAUAUAAAAUUUUUAUGUUUGCCAAAUUAGAUGAAAAUUGGACCGAUUGCAAAACGAGACACUCAAGAAUUUGUCUGUAUUUGCAUAGCAUGGACAACAACUGAAAUUUACCAAGAUGUGAUCCAGACCAAAAGCUCCUCUCAGCCAACCUAAAAUCUUAAUGACAAGCUCAAGCAUCACUGCUGGCCUAUGUAUAUGUCAAAUAUCUCUAGAAUCCCAUGGCAUAUAUAACAAGAUUUAAUCUAGAAAAUUCUGUAAUGGCAUGUUUAGCCAUGGUGCCCUGAUUUCUAAAUAAACGACUGUGUCCAGUAA
Molecule: messenger RNA, 2491 nt
Organism: Silurus meridionalis
Lineage: Eukaryota; Metazoa; Chordata; Actinopteri; Siluriformes; Siluridae
Gene: csnk1e
Product: casein kinase 1, epsilon
Exons: 11
Coding region: 394-1650 (418 amino acids)
Biological process (GO): peptidyl-serine phosphorylation; endocytosis; signal transduction
Cellular component (GO): cytoplasm; nucleus
Molecular function (GO): protein serine/threonine kinase activity; ATP binding
Source: RefSeq, a predicted model, not a curated record